Molecule: messenger RNA, 1172 nt
Organism: Podarcis raffonei (Aeolian wall lizard)
Lineage: Eukaryota; Metazoa; Chordata; Lepidosauria; Squamata; Lacertidae
Gene: TMEM92
Product: transmembrane protein 92
Exons: 5
Coding region: 80-553 (157 amino acids)
Source: RefSeq, a predicted model, not a curated record
CCACAGGGCGGCGAGCAAGAUAAGACUUUCUCUGAGCGAUCCGAGUCGUGCACAGGGCACUGAACUGCAAGGCAAGAGGAUGGCGACAUGGCGAAACCAAGCAGCAAGACUACUGACUUGCCUCUUCGCUGUUUACCGGGAGGUUUUGACGUUCAAAGGAGAAGGAAACUGUAUGAAUUACUCGUGUAUAGGCAGCUACUGCACCUGCAUUGAAUGGACAAUGCCUGGCUGGUCCAUAGGUCUCGUCACGGUCAUUGGGAUCGGCGUGGGUGUGGGCUGCCUGACGGUGCUUUUUAAGUGCUGCUGCGCAAUUUGCAAGGACCCGGAGGAGACUGACCGAGAAGAAGUGGCAAUACACAUGCCCACCUUGCCGCCUGCCUUUGCCCCACCUGUGCCUACAGCUCCUUCACAGCAAGAGAGCAUGGAUCCUCCCCCCUACAGUGAGGUUGCUUGGAAGCUACCCUGUUACCCAACUCCUGAGGGACAGCCACCUGCUUAUGACAACAUAGCUCUGGAUAUCUCCGAGCCUCCUGCAUACAUAACCGAAAGAUGACAGCUGAAGAGCGCCGUGUUUCUGCUGCUAUUACAACCAGAACUGUGAGAAGAACAUAAAAAUAAUAAUAAUGGGUGGAUCGAUCGAGGCUCGCAUUCCCUUCCCAGUCUGCAAGGUGUCCUUAUGAAGCACAAAAGCAGGGAAUAUAGAUGAUGGCCUUUCCCUUCCACGAACAUUUGGUAUUCACAGAUAUACUGCCUCAUGAAGGUUCUAUUAGGCAUUAUGCUGAAUAGUUGUUGACAGAUCUGUGCUUUAUUAUUACUUUGCCUAACCCCUGUUAAAAAUCUCUCCGAGCUUGUGGCCACCUUCGCAUCUUGUGGGACUUACUCCAUGCUUAUCAGUUAUUAACUAAUCAGGCUAGUAUGUGUAUUAUUAUUGCUGUUGUUAUUAUUUAUUGAACUUAUACACAGCCCUAUACCCGGAGGUCUCAGGGCGGUUAUGUGUUGAAGAAGCACCUUCUUUGGUUCACCAGAUACAGAAGAAAGUGUCUCCAUACUUAUUGCCUCCACAAGGGUCUUAAUUCUAAGCUACAAACCUCAGCCACAGUUCCCCCCACUCCUUUUAAUUCUCUCGUCAGCUGAGGAAACCUCCCUGUUGUUUAAAAAAAUAUAUUUAUUGA